AUGUGUGUGGUUGGGGUUAGUCAGCUGUGUCCUGAGACACCCAUCAGGCAUUUUGGAGGUAAGAGCUUUGUUUUGGCUGUGAUUUUACUACUGGGUUUUGCAUUUUCUGGGUCUUGUGAUGUGGUUCCAAUGGUUUCUGUGCCUCUUGGAUUUGAGAUUUCUGGGUUUGAUAGCAGUAGGAUUUGGGUGUCUCACAAUGGGGUUUUUGCAUUUGGGUUCUUGGAGGGUUGUGAGAAAGUUGAUGGUGUUGAUGGGUUUGUGGUUGGUAUUGGGUAUAACUUAGGUACCAGGGCUGCAAAUAAGCCAGUUUGGACUAUUGGUGGGGGACUCAGAGUUUCUGAAAACUCCACACUUAGGCUUUCCAUGGAUGGGAGGCUAGUCUUGGUUGAAAACCCUAACGGGUUGGUUGUCUGGAGUAGUAACACCUCUGGUUUGGGUGUUCAAAAAGCUAGCCUUUUGGACAAUGGGAACCUGGUGCUCUUGGGCAAUGCAGAUAAAGUGCUUUGGGAGAGCUUUAAUAGCCCCACAAGCACUCUUCUUCCUGGUCAGUCACUCCAUUUCCCUCAAACCCUUAGGGCCCCUUCAACAAAAACAAUUUCAAGCUACUAUAGUUUUGUGAUUCGCGGAUCCGGUGAGCUUGCCCUAGUGUGGGAGAACAAUGUGACCUAUUGGAGGAGUCAUGCUCAGUUGAGUUCCUCUGUCAUUGUUAAAGAAGCCCGAUUUGACUCUAAUGGGGUUUUAGGACUAUUUGAUAGUGCUAAUAGAACUGUCUGGUCCAAGUCGAGUAAGGAUUUUGAAGACCCUUCUCUGGUUUGGAGGCAUCUUAGGAUUGAUUCUGAUGGGAACUUGAGAAUUUACUCGUGGGAUAAUGUGAUUCAGGCAUGGAGAGUAGGUUGGCAGGCAGUUGAGGACCAAUGCAAUGUGUUUGGUUCUUGUGGUUUGUAUAGCUUAUGUGGGUACAAUUCUACUGGACCUGUUUGUGAUUGUCUGUAUGAGGAUUCUUUGAAUUUGGGAACUGGCUCUUAUGGGAUGGAUUCAGGUAGUUUUGGGUGCAAGAAAAUGGUGGAUUUGGGAAACUGUAAAAUGAAUACAAGCAUGAUGGUUCUGAAACGAACGGUCCUUUACGGUCUCUAUCCCCCUCAAGAUGUUGAUAUCAUGUUAAGUGAGGAAGCUUGCAGAGAGUACUGCUCCAAUGAUACUACUUGCAUUGCCGUAACUUCAAAGAAUGAUGGCUCGGGUCUUUGCACAAUCAAAAGAACAAGCUUUAUCAGCGGGUAUAGGAAUCCUUCUGUCCCUGCUACUUCAUUCUUGAAGGUGUGUUUGGUCCCUCAGGCAGUUUUAGCUCACAGUGCUAACCCCCAUGGUAAUUCAGGGCAAAUUCAAAUGUUGUCCAAAAGAUACUUUGCUUAUGGAGCUAAUAGUAAGAAAUUUGUGGAAGCUAUUGCUUUAAUAGUUCUGGUAACGCUCGUGGGCUUUCUGACCAUGGAGAUGUUUGUGUUUUGGUUUAUCCAUCGGAGACGGAAAAUUGAGGCUCAGACGAGAAUUCCCUUUGGGAAGGAUGCUCAGAUGAAUUCUCAUUACAGUGUUCUUAUUAGAUUAUCCUUUGAAGAGAUAAAAGAGCUGACUGCUAACUUUGCAACUCAGCUUGGGCCCUCUGUUUUUAAAGGUGUACUCCCAAACAAGACACCAGUAGUUGCCAAGGUGCUAAAUAAUGUAGUUGCAUCUGAGAAGGAUUUCCGGGUGGCAGUUUCAACCUUGGGUGGCACCCACCAUAGAAACCUUGUAUCACUAAAGGGGUUUUGUUUUGAGCCAGAACACAAGUUUUUGCUUUACGAGUACAUCCCAAAUGGAUCUCUGGAUGAGUUGCUUUUUAGCACAAAGUGGAACCAAAAUGAAGUGGAUUGGCAGCAGAGGCUUGAUAUUGCCCUUGGAGUAGCACGAGCCCUUGCUUAUUUACACACAGAGUGCCAAACAUGCAUUGCUCAUGGAAAUAUGAAGCUGGAGAAUGUCUUGCUUGAUGAGAAGUUAGUCCCUAAGUUGAUGGAUUUUGGACUACAGAGCUUACUCCAGGAGGAGCCAGCUUCUUCUUCAGAGUCUCCCUCAGAGAGAGAUAUUUACAUGUUUGGAGUAAUGUUGCUGCAAACUUUAACAUGCCAGAGGGAUGUUCAUGGGGACAAUCUGCACCACUUAAUUGACAAGAUGAAUCAAGAACAAAAACUGAAGGGCAGCGAGGAGUGGGAAGGAGUAGAAAGAGUGGUGAGGAUAGCUUUGUGGUGUAUGCAAAAUCAACCAUUCUUACGGCCUUCCAUUGGGGAGGUAGUUAAGGUAUUAGAAGGCACACUUUCAGUAGAUAAGCCUCCGUCUGCUUUUCCUUUCAGACGGGAGAGCCGGAUGGAUGAAAGAGUCUUAACUGAGAUUGAGGAAGUUCCCUAG
Vitis vinifera (wine grape) is the source of this 2433-nucleotide messenger RNA. RefSeq names its product G-type lectin S-receptor-like serine/threonine-protein kinase SD3-1. NCBI's taxonomy places the organism in Eukaryota, Viridiplantae, Streptophyta, Magnoliopsida, Vitales, Vitaceae. Gene Ontology annotation, molecular function: ATP binding; protein serine/threonine kinase activity. The record is from RefSeq and is a predicted model, not a curated record. Gene Ontology annotation, biological process: recognition of pollen; protein phosphorylation. The coding region runs from base 1 to 2433 and encodes 810 amino acids. The transcript has a single exon.